AUGCCAAAAGUACGAAGAAGCAAGAAACGACCACCAGAAGGAUGGGAUUUGAUCGAAGAAACGCUGGAAACUAGUUUUCCUCAAACUUAUAAAAGAUUUUCUCAUGAAAAACUAAGGCGCAUGCGCAAUAUGAAAUUUGUGGUGCUUGAAAAUGGUUGGGACGAAAAGAAGAAUAUUCUUGUUUUCUAUGCCGUUGGUUCAUGUCAAGUUCAAAUAUUUCAAUUAUAA
Molecule: messenger RNA, 228 nt
Organism: Clunio marinus
Lineage: Eukaryota; Metazoa; Arthropoda; Insecta; Diptera; Chironomidae
Source: the annotation of a GenBank genome assembly